UCCGGGGUACGGGAUGAGAGCUGGAGGCGCAGACGGCCCGAGCUGAGAGCAGCCCGCCGCGAUGGAGUCGCCCGAGGAGCCCGGGGCCUCGACGGAGGAGAACUACUUCGUGAACUACACGUUCAAGGACCGGUCUCACUCGGGCCGCGUGGCCCAGGGCAUCAUGAAGCUGUGCCUGGAGGAAGAGCUCUUCGCCGACGUCACCAUCUCGGUGGAAGGCCGCGAGUUCCAGCUGCACAGGCUGGUCCUGUCGGCCCAGAGCUGCUUCUUCAGGUCCAUGUUCACGUCCAACCUGCGGGAAGCGCACAACCGCGUGAUCGUGCUGCAGGACGUCAGCGAGUCGGUCUUCCAGCUCCUGGUGGAUUACAUCUACCACGGCACGGUGAAGCUGCGCGCCGACGAGCUGCAGGAGAUCUACGAGGUCUCCGACAUGUACCAGCUCACUUCCCUGUUCGAGGAGUGCUCCCGCUUCCUGGCCCGGACGGUGCAGGUGGGAAACUGCCUGCAGGUGAUGUGGCUGGCCGAUCGGCACAGCGACGCCGAGCUCUACGCCGCGGCCAAGCACUGCGCCAAGACCCACCUCGCCCAGCUGCAGGACACGGAGGAGUUUCUUCAUCUGCCCCAUCACUUGCUCACCGACAUCAUCAAAGAUGGAGUACCACGUUCCCAGAACCCAUCGGAGGCAAUAGAAACCUGGGUCAACUUCAACAAAGAAGAGCGAGAGAGCUUUUCAGAAUCACUCAGAUCCAGCUUAAAGGAAAUCGGAGAGAAUGUACACAUUUACCUGAUUGGGAAGGAAUCCUCUCGCACUCAUUCCCUGGCUGUCUCCCUACGCUGUGCUGGGGAUGACUCUAUCAGUGUAAGUGGCCAGAACAGCUUGUGCCAUCAGAUCACAGCGGCCUGCAAGCAUGGCGGUGACCUGUAUGUGGUAGGUGGGUCAAUCCCCCGCCGGAUGUGGAAAUGCAACAAUGCAACCGUCGACUGGGAGUGGUGUGCUCCCUUACCCCGUGAUCGGCUCCAGCACACCCUGGUCUCUGUGCCUGGAAAAGAUGCCAUCUACUCUUUAGGUGGCAAGACCCUACAAGAUACCCUUUCCAAUGCUGUUAUCUACUAUCGAGUGGGAGACAACGUCUGGACGGAGACUAGCCAACUGGAGGUGGCGGUAUCAGGGGCUGCUGGGGCCAAUCUCAACGGGAUCAUCUAUUUGCUAGGGGGUGAAGAGAAUGAUCUGGAUUUCUUCACAAAACCUUCUAGGCUCAUCCAGUGCUUUGAUACAGAGACGGAGAAAUGCCACGUGAAGCCCUACCUGCUGCCCUUUGCAGGCCACAUGCAUGCUGCUGUACACAAGGACCUGGUGUUCAUAGUAGCAGAGGGGGACUCCCUAGUGUGUUAUAACCCACUGCUGGAUAGCUUUACCCGGCUUUGCCUUCCUGAGGCCUGGAGUUCAGCUCCCUCGCUCUGGAAGAUUGCCAGCUGCAAUGGCAGUAUUUAUGUAUUCCGAGACCACUACAAAAAGGGGGAUGCCAACACCUACAAGCUUGACCCUGCCACCUCAGCUCUAACGGUCACCAGUGGCAUUAAGGUGUUGCUCACCAACCUGCAAUUUGUAUUGGCCUAAGGCCCUGCAGAAAAAGAGUAGACAACUACUCCUCCCUCCUUUUUCCCAGGUCACUUCCUUCUUUUCCUCGCCCUAGCCUGAAAGGCCUCAUAACCCACUAUUCCAAGGAAUCCUGUCUCUAAGACCACUAUGCUACCUUCUGCUGCUCACCAUAAGCUAUUUCUUAGAGCCUUUUUCCAAACUGGAGUAGGCUACAGUUCUCCUUGGGGCUUUUUACACAGAGGCAUCUCCGACCCCUACCUGGAGUUACGGGUGGACUAGCCUGCUGUUUGAAAUCCCUGGGCAUUUUUGUGCUUGGUUUAGACAGAACAGCUCCUAAAUCUUUUGGCACAGCCCUCCCUCUAUCUGAACAAUGUUAAACGUGAGGGCCCCUCACCCUAGGGCCUUUUCUUUCCAGGAAACUGAAGCGGUAGAAGGGAUACUGUUUCCUUGUGACCUAAAGAAAACAUAGUUUGCAGUUUUCCUUCAGGCUCUGAUCUGUGGUUUUAGUGAGGGCUUUGGCCUUGGCUAUUGCUUGGCUGCUCUUUAGGCACCACAGUGACAAUCUAGAAUUCUAGGAAUUCUCUGUAGUGUCUUCUCCUUUGUCAAAGUAAAUGGCACUUAUUUCUAGGUGACCCUGUGACUACAUUUGAGGCAAAGAUUUUGUUUCUGAUCCAUAGCAGAAAUAGCCUCUGUUCUUGUAGAGGCUGUGAACCCAGGCAAAAGCCAGGACUGUUAUCAUAAUAAAAGUCUUUGGUGGGAUGUGUA
Molecule: messenger RNA, 2365 nt
Organism: Vombatus ursinus (common wombat)
Lineage: Eukaryota; Metazoa; Chordata; Mammalia; Diprotodontia; Vombatidae
Gene: KBTBD4
Product: kelch repeat and BTB domain containing 4
Exons: 4
Coding region: 62-1618 (518 amino acids)
Molecular function (GO): protein binding
Source: RefSeq, a predicted model, not a curated record